Messenger RNA from Patiria miniata (bat star), 1762 nucleotides. RefSeq names its product hyalin-like. The transcript is spliced from 11 exons. Lineage: Eukaryota; Metazoa; Echinodermata; Asteroidea; Valvatida; Asterinidae. Bases 47 to 1762 code for a protein of 571 amino acids. The record is from RefSeq and is a predicted model, not a curated record.
ACCUGUGAUCGACAAUUGUCCUUCGAAUGUAAGGACCAACGACGCUAUGGUACCCUGGACACCAGAUCCUACAGCUACUGACGAUGAUGGUACCACUCCAGAAGUAAUCUGCUUUCCAGCCGCUGGUAGUUCAUUUCCAGUCGAUGAGACAACAAAUAUUGUUUGUAACGCGAGUGAUGUUGCUGGAAAUGAGGCCAUCUGCACUUUUAAUGUAACUGUAGAUCAACAAGCACCUGUGAUCGACAAUUGUCCUUCGAAUGUAAGGACCAACAACGCUAUGGUAACCUGGACACCAGAUCCAACAGCUACUGACGAUGAUGGGACAACUCCUGAAGUAACCUGCAAUCCAGCCGCUGGUAGUUCAUUUCCAGUCGAUGCAACUACAAAUGUUGUUUGUAACGCGAGUGAUGCUGCUGGAAAUGAGGCCAUCUGCACUUUUAAUGUAACUGUAGAUCAACAAGCACCUGUGAUCGACAAUUGUCCUUCGAAUGUAAGGACCAACAACGCUGUGGUAACCUGGACACCAGAACCUACAGCAACUGACGAUGAUGGGACCAAUCUUGAAGUUAAAUGCAUUCCAGCCGCUGGUAGUUCAUUUCCAGUCGAUGCAACUACAAUUGUUGUUUGUAACUCGAUUGAUGCUGCUGGAAAUGAGGCCAUCUGCACUUUUAAUGUCGCUGUAGAUCAACAAGCACCUGUGAUCAACAGUUGCCCUUUGGAUGUAAGGACUGAAAACGCUACAGUCACCUGGACACCAGAUCCUACAGCUACUGAUGAUGAUGGGACCACUCCUGAAGUAACCUGCUUUCCAGCCGCUGGUCGUUCAUUUCCCGUUGAUGUCACUUCAAUUGUUGUUUGUAACGCGAGUGAUGCUGCCGGAAAUGAGGCGGAGUGCAUCUUUACUGUAACGGUCGAUCCCAAAGUUGUUGUUGUUUCCAUGGCGAUAAAUGAAACUAAUGGAUCAGAUGUUCCUUUCAUCGAAGCUUAUAACGACAUCACGAGUCCAGAGUCGCGAACGCUGUGCCUGCCUGUUGAAACGGCCAUGCUUGAAGCUUUAAGCCCCGAGCUUGCUUCAAUUGUGACGGCCAAGUGUACAGCCAUCUACCAAGGCAGCAUUAUCGUGGACGUGCGCCUGGGUUUCAGUCCUGAAGCUAAUAAUAGCGCGCCUCUAGGUAGCGCUGUGCAGGGGGUCCUACAAAACGUCAUCACAGAAGGCACAUUUGGAGCCGGUGGGGGUAUCACCUAUACCAUCAAUCCAGAGUUAGUGAUCGCACAAUGUUUGGAGGGUAUCUUUAUUUUGUCUCCAUAUUUCAGUGUGAUUCACGGAAAUAGCACAAUGUACCUCAAUGGGAUUCAUGCAUUAAGACGAGGCCCAGUGAUCGUCUUUUUUGUUCUGUUAAAUACAGCGGAGUCGAUCACGUGCCCUACCGACUAUUGCCAAAAUGGCGGGGAAUGUGUGAAGGAAGGAGCAGUGCCAAGGGUCCAGUUCUCCUGCAAUUGUUCUGCUGGAUUCACCGGUGAUGUUUGCCAGACAUCAAUAAAAGGUACUCCCCUUGCCGCCAUUCUGAUCCCGGUAAUAGCUCUCGUCUGCCUACUUGUGAUAAUUGGGGUCUGCACGAUGACAAAAGCUGGGUACAGACACUCGAAGCAACCCUCGGCACCCCCGGAACUAAACCCGAUGGAGUAUGACACAGGGGAGCGUCUGUACCGCCCAUAUCACGGCAGGUCUAACAGAAGAUUUACCUUCAAAGACUCAACAUGA